Messenger RNA from Notodromas monacha, 555 nucleotides. NCBI's taxonomy places the organism in Eukaryota, Metazoa, Arthropoda, Ostracoda, Podocopida, Cyprididae. The record is from the annotation of a GenBank genome assembly.
CGUUUUGUUCAAGUGUCGAAAAUGAGCGAUCAUCCAGGUUCCUCUGAAAGUCGGGCGUCUGGUGACGCUUCUGCUGUCCAAGAAUUGGUUGUUAUCGGAUUGCGGGAUCAACUUGGAGAAUUUGGAUUGCAUGCAGUUCAGCCUAAAACCGAUUGUCCGCACAUGUCAUUGGUUCAGGCUGCAUUUGAAGGACUGGUUUCAAAAGAAGGCGCAGUUGUUCCUGAAGGUAUAAAAUGCAGCAAUUGUCCCGAUUCAGCGAAUGCAGUGGACAACAAUUGGAUCUGUCUCAUUUGUUACGAGAUUUUGUGCGGAAGGGACAAGGCUGAACACAUGAUGAUGCAUAGUGUGGAAAACGGUCACCUGACAUGCAUCAGUUUUGACGAUUUGUCCAUUUGGUGUUACGCCUGUGAUUCGUAUUUGGAUCACUUCAGGCCGGAGUUGUCGCCGAUUUAUCAGCAGUUCCACAUCGCCAAGUUUGGAUCUCCGAGUCCCGCGUUUCCGAAUCCUAACGCUACGAAAAUUUGAUUGUGAAUGAAGAUCUGCUUUUCUUUGACA